Nothobranchius furzeri (turquoise killifish) is the source of this 1543-nucleotide messenger RNA. It is a transcript of the gene adss1, whose product is annotated as adenylosuccinate synthase 1. Gene Ontology annotation, molecular function: GTP binding; adenylosuccinate synthase activity. NCBI's taxonomy places the organism in Eukaryota, Metazoa, Chordata, Actinopteri, Cyprinodontiformes, Nothobranchiidae. Gene Ontology annotation, biological process: IMP metabolic process; 'de novo' AMP biosynthetic process. Gene Ontology annotation, cellular component: cytoplasm. The record is from RefSeq and is a predicted model, not a curated record.
ACACAUAUGGCAAUGCUUCUCUUGAGGGGAGCUUAGUCUCCUUGAGACGGGAAGCCAAAGCAGCCGCCGUCAUGUCGCUCAGCUGGUCGUCCAAAGAUCAAAAGAUAACGAACCAACCCGCCGCCGCGGGACAGAAGCGGCCGCGCAAUGACGCGGGGAACAGAGUGACGGUGGUGCUCGGUGCGCAGUGGGGAGAUGAGGGAAAGGGGAAAGUUGUCGACUUACUGGCGACUGAAGCUGACAUUGUCUGCAGAUGUCAGGGAGGCAACAAUGCAGGACACACAGUGGUCGUGGAUGGCAAAGAGUAUGAUUUCCACCUUCUCCCCAGUGGAAUCAUCAACACCAAAAGCAUUUCACUCAUCGGUAACGGAGUGGUCAUACAUCUACCUGGAUUGUUUGAAGAGGGAGAUAAGAAUGAGAAGAAAGGUCUGAGAGGCUGGGAGAAGAGACUGAUUGUUUCAGACAGAGCUCACAUUGUUUUUGAUUUCCACCAAGUCGUUGAUGGCUUACAGGAAACUGAAAGACAAGCACAAGAAGGAAAAAGCAUUGGAACAACAAAGAAGGGCAUUGGACCUGCGUACUCCAGCAAAGCAUCUCGAAUUGGUCUGCGUGUCUGUGACCUCCUGGGUGACUUCAGUGACUUCUCAACUAGAUUUAAGAACCUUGUUCGUCAUUAUCAGUCCAUGCACCCAUCCUUGACAGUUGACACUGAAGACCAGCUAAAGAAACUAAAGGAUUACGCAGAAAGAUUGCGCCCAAUGGUGAGAGACGGAGUUUAUUACAUGUAUGAAGCUCUUCAUGGACCACCGAAGAGGAUUCUCGUUGAAGGGGCGAAUGCUGCUCUGCUUGACAUUGACUUUGGCACUUAUCCUUUUGUGACAUCAUCAAACUGCACUGUGGGAGGGGUGUGCACCGGUCUCGGGAUCCCUCCACUCAAUAUUGGUGAUGUGUUUGGUGUGGCCAAGGCCUACAGCACCAGGGUGGGAAUCGGAGCCUUCCCUACGGAACAACUCAACGCUGCUGGAGAGUUAUUGCAGACGAGGGGUCAUGAGGUGGGCGUAACUACAGGGAGGAAGCGGCGCUGCGGCUGGUUGGAUCUCGUCAUUAUGCGAUAUGCCCACAUGAUUAAUGGCUUUACAGCCAUUGCUUUAACAAAGCUUGAUAUUCUGGAUGUGCUGGAUGAGAUUAAAGUUGGAAUUGCCUACAAACUCAAUGGGAAGAGAAUUCCUCAUUUCCCAGCCAACAUGGAUAUUUUGCACAAAGUGGAAGUUGAGUAUGAGACCUUUCCCGGGUGGAAGACUGACACAUCUACAGCCAGGAAGUGGAAUGAUCUUCCAGCCAAAGCACAGAACUAUAUAAGAUUCAUUGAGAACCACAUUGGAGUACCCAUCAAGUGGGUUGGUGUUGGAAAGUCCAGAGAGUGCAUGAUCCAGAUGUUCUAAACCAAACUUUGACUUGAAGAAAACUGUGACAAAAUGGGGCAUUUUUCCACCACAAACACAAUGUUUUCCUCAAACAAUAAAAAGAUAUCUGUCAAAUCUCA